Mesocricetus auratus (golden hamster) is the source of this 11343-nucleotide messenger RNA. RefSeq names its product neuregulin 1 (gene Nrg1). The record is from RefSeq and is a predicted model, not a curated record. Gene Ontology annotation, biological process: activation of transmembrane receptor protein tyrosine kinase activity; cell differentiation; animal organ development. Lineage: Eukaryota; Metazoa; Chordata; Mammalia; Rodentia; Cricetidae. The coding region runs from base 672 to 2855 and encodes 727 amino acids. The transcript is spliced from 10 exons. Gene Ontology annotation, molecular function: chemorepellent activity; protein tyrosine kinase activator activity.
GAUGGGAGUUACCGCCCCUCCUGGCUCCUGCUGCUCUCGCAUCCUUGUGCAAUGGUACUGUUUGCAGUGAUGCUCAGAGGGCAGGCACCUGCUGCUCUGUAAUGAUUCAGCCUCUUUCAGUCGCUGCGUUAACAGGACAGGAUGCUGUUGCUACUGUCGCUGCUGCCUCUCCUGCCACCGCCGCUGCUGCCGCCGCCGCCGCCGCCUCUGGUCUUGCUUUUGCUUUUACUUCUCCUGCAUGACAGUUGUUUUCUUCCUCUAAGCAGACACCAGCUUCAGACGCUUGAGGUGAGAAACAUGCCUUUCAGUUUGGGAUACUGGUUUACUUAAUGAGCCAGGCAUCGGCUUGCUUCCUAUUUUGGUCCUCUGCUUUCUUGACCACCCGGGAUGGUUUAGAGAAGCGUUUGAAAGAACUGGAAAAGUGUCCCAGACACAUCAGCUCAAGAUAUUUUGGUACACUUCUAUUUCGUAGUUGAUAGAAGCCCUUUCGUUUUCUUUUUUCUUUUUCUUUUCUUUUCCUUGCUUCCUCCUGAGCUCUCUUACUUUUGAUAAUGGCCUUGGACUUGGAUGCCUUAUCGAUUUCCCCCUCCAAGAUGCUGUAUCAUUUGGUUGGGGGGGGCUCUGCAUGGUAAUGCACUGUGAGACAGGCCAGGCCUUCUGGAGGUGAGCCGAUGGAGAUUUAUUCCCCAGACAUGUCUGAGGUAGCUGGCGGGAGGUCCUCCAGCCCCUCCACUCAGCUGAGUGCAGACCCAUCUCUGGAUGGGCUUCCGGAUACGGAGCACAUGCCAGACACCCACACUGAAGACGGGAGAAGCUCUGGACUCCUGGGCCUGGCAGUGCCCUGCUGUGUGUGCCUGGAAGCAGAGCGCCUGAGAGGGUGCCUCAACUCAGAGAAGAUCUGCAUUGUCCCCAUUCUGGCUUGCCUAGUCAGCCUCUGCCUCUGCAUUGCUGGCCUAAAGUGGGUGUUCGUGGACAAGAUAUUUGAAUAUGACUCUCCUACUCACCUUGACCCUGGGGGGUUAGGCCAGGACCCUGUUAUUUCUCUGGAUCCAACUGCUGCCUCAGCUGUUUUGGUGUCAUCUGAGGCCAACGCUUCACCUGUGUCUAGGGCUCUAUCUGAGCCUGAGGUUCAUGUUACAGUGCAAGCUGACAAUGUUGCUGUGGCCUCUGAACCUUCAGCAGGACCAACCCGGAAGAAUCGCCUGUCUGCUUUUCCUCCCUUACUCUCUACCGCACCACCCUUCCCUUCUCCAGCUCGGACCCCUGAGGUGAGAACACCCAAGUCAGCAACCCAGCCACAAACAACAGAAACUAAUCUCCAAACUGCUCCUAAACUUUCCACGUCUACAUCCACGACUGGGACCAGCCAUCUUGUAAAGUGUGCAGAGAAGGAGAAGACUUUCUGUGUGAAUGGUGGCGAAUGCUUCAUGGUGAAAGACUUGUCUAACCCUUCAAGAUAUUUGUGCAAGUGCCCAAAUGAGUUUACUGGUGAUCGUUGCCAAAACUACGUAAUGGCCAGCUUCUACAUGACUUCUAAUAGGGAAAGGCAAGAGACACAGAAGCUUCUAGAAACAAAAUUGGAUCAUAGCCUCAUGAAAGAAAUGAGGAAUGAACAUCUUGGGAUUGAAUUUAUGGAAGCGGAGGAACUCUACCAGAAGAGAGUGCUGACAAUUACUGGCAUCUGUAUCGCCCUGCUGGUGGUCGGCAUCAUGUGUGUGGUGGCCUACUGCAAAACCAAGAAACAGAGGCAAAAGCUUCAUGAUCGGCUUCGGCAGAGUCUUAGAUCGGAACGGAACAACAUGGUGAACAUAGCCAAUGGGCCUCACCAUCCAAACCCACCACCAGAGAACGUGCAGCUGGUGAAUCAAUAUGUAUCUAAAAACAUCAUCUCCAGUGAGCAUAUUGUUGAGAGAGAAGUGGAAACCUCCUUUUCCACAAGUCACUACACUUCCACAGCUCAUCACUCCACGACUGUCACCCAGACUCCUAGUCACAGUUGGAGUAACGGGCACACAGAAAGCAUCGUUUCAGAAAGUCACUCUGUAAUCAUGAUGUCGUCAGUAGAAAACAGUAGGCACAGCAGCCCCGCUGGGGGCCCACGAGGACGUCUUCAUGGCCUGGGAGGCCCUCGCGAGUGUAACAGCUUCCUCAGGCAUGCCAGAGAAACCCCUGACUCGUACCGAGACUCUCCUCACAGUGAAAGGUAUGUAUCAGCCAUGACCACCCCGGCUCGUAUGUCACCAGUAGAUUUCCACACACCAAGCACCCCUAAAUCGCCCCCUUCGGAAAUGUCUCCACCUGUGUCCAGCAUGACGGUGUCCAUGCCCUCCAUGGCAGUCAGCCCAUUUGUGGAAGAAGAGAGGCCUCUGCUUCUUGUGACGCCACCAAGGCUCCGGGAAAAGAAGUAUGAUCACCUCCAGCAACUCAACUCCUUUCAUCACAACCCUGCACAUCAGAGUACCAGCCUCCCCCCUAGCCCAUUGAGGAUAGUGGAGGAUGAGGAGUAUGAAACGACCCAGGAGUAUGAGCCAGUUCAAGAGCCUGUUAAGAAACUCACCAACAGCCGACGGGCCAAAAGAACCAAGCCCAAUGGCCACAUUGCCAAUAGGUUGGAAAUGGACAGCAACACAAGUUCUUUGAGCAGUAACUCAGAAAGUGAAACAGAAGAUGAAAGAGUGGGUGAAGAUACACCAUUCCUGGGCAUACAGAACCCCCUGGCAGCCACUCUUGAGGCGGCUCCUGCCUUCCGUCUGGCUGAUAGCAGGACUAACCCAGCAGGCCGCUUCUCAACGCAGGAAGAAUUGCAAGCCAGGCUGUCUAGUGUAAUCGCUAACCAAGACCCUAUCGCUGUAUAAAACCUAAAUAAACACAUAGAUUCACCUGUAAAACUUUAUUUUAUAUAAUAAAGUAUUUCACCUUAAAUUAAACAAUUUAUUUUAUUUUAGCAGUUCUGCAAAUAGAAAACAGGAAAAACUUUUAUAAAUUAAAUAUAUGUAUGUAAAAAUGUGUUAUGUGCCAUAUGUAGCAAUUUUUUACAGUAUUUCAAAAACGAGAAAGAUAUCAAUGGUGCCUUUAUGUUAUGUUAUGUUGAGAGCAAGUUUUAUACAGUUACAGUGACUGCUUUUUCACAGUAUUUCAGCAAAACCUCCCAUAUGUUCAGUUUUUGCUGGCUUCUCGUGCGUUGCAUUAUGAUGUUGACUGGAUGUAUGAUUUGCAAGGCUAGCAGCUGUCCCUCUGUUUGCUUCCAGUAGCACUCAACCAGUACUGUCUUGAAAUGGCACAUCCGUCCCAAUACUCUUCUAUUUUGUAUGAAGUCUUUGCUUUCCGAACAUGAAUGAGUUCUCUCUACUCUGUCAGCCAAAGGUUUGCUUCACUGGGCUCUGAGAUAAUAGUAGACCCAACAGCAUGCUACUAUUACAUAUAGCAGGAAACUGCAUUAAGUAAUGUUAAAUAUUAGGAAGAAAGUAAUACUGUGAUUUUUAAAAAACAAACUAUAUUAUUAAUCAGAAGACAGAUUGCUCUUGCUAAAAGGAGCUACCAUUGACUUUAAUUUUAAGUUUUUAGUUGUUGUUGCUCUUGACAAUGAGUAGCAGCUUCAAGUACAGCUUAGAAAGUGGGUUCUGGCUUGCUAUCCAGAUAUAUCUUAACAACUUAGAAAGGACUCAGUUUUACUUUCUCUCUUGGGGGAGGGGCAUGAUCCAGCAGUUCAUCUGUUGACCAGCCAACCACAGCUGCUAAAGGUGCAAUCCUUUCUGACAUAAUUUUUCAACUGACUGGUGGAACCCUCUUCUCAGCUCUAGAAGAGGUACAUUGUGUCAUGAAGCCUCAGCCCCAAGAGUAUACUCAGCCAUCUGUUCAAACCACUUGUAAAGUACAGUGUGCCUGUGAUACAUAGCAGUGACUUGGCCAUUGUAGGAAAAUGUUCCACUUGUAGAGUGUUUAGAAGGGUUGAAUGUGUAGAAGUCACAAGGGGAAAGCAGCUGUGUGACUCAGUUUACAUCCUAAAGUUUGGUUGGCCACUCCUUUCUCCCAUUACAUUUCUCUUAUGUUCAACCUUGCCUUGAUUAAGUCAUAACUAUGCAUGAAUAUUUUUUGCCAGGAAUGGCCAAUGUGCAUGUGAUUUGUGAUUAGCAGGAACUUUCCACAGUGAUGCCUCACUAGGGAAUAUCAAUAGUGUUGGAAAGAUUGCACCUUUUCUUGCAGAAGUGACCCUCACCUGUGGACUGAUCUCUCUCCAUAGAUAGACUGUAUCUUCCAUUUCUAUUUUUCCUCUCUUAGUAUUUUUUCCCAUAUUGUCUCAAAAGCAGGGCUAGGAUUGGUUUAAACUCUAUAUGUUUUCUUAUUAUUAUAAAGCCAAUGAAUGCUUAUAGAUAUUAACAUAUGAACAGGAAAAAUAAGAAAAGUUGUGAAGUUGUGUGUGGUGGGGGAAUAAUCCCUCAGAACCUUUUAUAUUCCCUUCCUGUUAUCUGUCAAUCAGGACUGGAGCUUAUUGAGUUUUUAAGUAGGCUCCUAGGAGUCACAUAUGGGAAAAUGGGAAAUCGUUGAACAGGGAAUUGACAAAGUCAGUGACAAUUAUUGAUUCUUGUUUUCAGUUGAACCAAAUCUAUUUUCUUUACCAAAUCUUUGUUACAAGUCAAGGGAGGUAAUAACACAUGAGUAGGUCUUAGAAGAACAGUGCAGGCUGACCACAAGUCCAAGUGUUACACUCCUCCCUGUUUCUAAGAGAAGCUUGUCUGUUACUCUCACUAUUUGAUAUCUUUCAUUUCUUGGUAUUGUUCAUGGGACAGUUAUAUGUGUUCAGUGCAUUUUCCUUCUUUGCUUCUCUUUGCCCAUCCAGAGAACCACCUGCUGGUGAAAGCCUGCACUGGCUUCCCAGUGGCUGCAGAUAGUCAACUCUCCACAGGGAGGACGAGUCAGCAAACCUGAAGAUACGUUGACUUUGAAGGCCUUGACUCACCUAUUGUUCAAUAAAGAAAUCUCUUUAUUGUUACUUUGAAACUCUUAAAAAUUCAAUUCUCAAUUGGUUUGUCACUGGGGUAUUGAGAAAAAUCCCUUCAAAGAAAAAAAUGGACUCUCCUGAUAAAACCAAUGAGCAACAUUUUGCUAUCAUGAGAAGCCCUAUAAAUUUGCAAAUUGUAAAUAUAUGUGACCUUUUUUCUUCUGUGAUUUAUCUGACAAUCCACACUUGUCUUAUUAGCUGAAAAAGCCUUUUCCCCAAGAUAACAAAGCUUCCUUGGUAAGAACAGCCACUUGGCUGCUCGGGGCUACCUGCUGUAGCCUCUAGAUUUAUGUUUCUAGGUAUGUCUCUACAAUGUUUCAUUGCCAGAUUUCUCUCAACUAUCCUGUUUAUGCAUCUAGGCAGAGCUGUAGCAAUGCAUAGGAAUGUACACCUGGGGUCCUGGCAUGUGUGAAGAUGCCUUGCAUUUUAAGGGAGUUCAAACUACUCAGAAUUUAACAACAACUUUGUUUCUUGGGUCUGAAAUAAAAACUACUGAGAGUUACAUAGCGGGGUAUAGUAGACACCAAACUCCUUUUGUACUUACUCAAGAUUGGUUUUCUGUCCUGCUCUUCGCUCCUUUUCUUCCACUCCCUCAAGAGUGCCUGGUGGACAGCCUUCUGCUUUCUACAAAAUGGUCCUCUGUGUAAGAGAGAAUGUGUCUCAAACAGCAAUAUGCCAUCCCUUUCUUGUUUCUUUGUGACUGUCGAUGUAGGUGGAGUCUAUCCAGGGUAACUUUCUCUGUAUCUAUUCCUUUUUUGGCCUGAGGUUGAAGGUAUAUGGCUCCUAUCAGUAAAUAAGGAAGAUCUGACUUUCCCUUUUAGUCCUGGCUGCAUUCCAGCAGCUGCAGGGAUUUCUAUCCACUAAGAUCCAUGACACACUAUGGAGAAAUGCAGGCAAAAUGAAAUGGCCACAAAUCACAAUUUCUAUUAUAUAUUUUUUGUAAAUACAUAUUGUAUAGUACUUGGAUGUUCUCAAAAGUCAUUUAUUGUCUUUAUGAGUUAAUGUUAGGUUUUCUUCUCAUGCUGUAUAACAUUGUAAAUAACAUAAUGUCCUUUAUUAUUUAUAUUUAAGCAUCUAACAUAGAGAAUUGUUUUCAUAUAAGUUUAAGAUAAAUGUUUAAAAUAUGUUUUUUCUUUGCUUUAAAAUUAUGUACCUUUUCUUUUUUCAUCCUAAAGAAUAAUUUAUUGUUCAGGAGAAAGAAUAUAUAUAUAUGUUAUUGAAACUAUUUGAAGAAUGCCCAUUUGAAGGCCAUGAGGUACUGAUAAACUAAAGAAUUUAUUAUCUCCAAUACUAAGCAAUAAGUAAUUGUGAUUUAUUUAAAGUUUUGUUCAUUUCCCAAGGAAGUCAUACUGCAAUAAAAAUGCUACUCUGUGGAGACAUGAGCGUGUUGCUCAGCAGACUAGCACUGCAGUCUGCUAGAGCAGUACUUGUCAUCUAGCCUUGACAUCUGUGCUAUCCAGGACUGUGCAUCAUGGACCCAGUGAUCAUCUUGUCUCUGCUGAUUUUGCCGCAUUGCCCAUCCUUGAGUCACUCCCCUCCUAACUCUGUUUAACACUUCAUUGCUUGCUGUAGGAGACACACACUCAAGCAAUAGAAUGUUCCAUUCCACAGCCACCAAACCUCCAUUCACAAAGACAUCAGAGGGAAGGAAACAUUGCAUAACUUUCUGGAUCCUGCGUGUUGAUAUAUUCUGCAGUGACAUCAAGAAACUUAUUUUCAUUAAUGGCAAUGACUUACAUGCCAAUCCUAUGCAAACAUUAAGAGAGAGCAAAAACUAUCAUGGAUCAAUGGCCACAAUAGCCUCAAAAACAUCUAUGCUAAACUUCCCUAUAAUGUCUUUAAAUUUACUUCCCAUCAUGUACACCAUUUUAUAAGAAGGCUAAGGAGCAAUGGCUUUAUUAUUCUCCUCAUUCUAUCAAUAAAACAAACCGUUGCCCAAAGUACUGCUCAGGGAGGGGCCUAUGCACGAAAUACUCCUCACAUUCUAAGACUCAUCCUAGAAUGGAUAUAGUGCUUUUUUAAAUUAAGAUUAACCUUAUGAAGCCAUAUUUUAACAAAUAGAUAUUUUGUGUGUAAUUUUUAUAUAUUUCAAUCAUUCUACUCCUUAUCUCAGAUAAAUGGAGGGCAUUUAAAGGAUGUGUAAUAAAUCAGCCUGCUUUGAAGUUAGAGAAUAACCUGAGAUUCCUCAUCAAAGUUUACCUCCACAUGUAGACCCAAUUCCUGUUAACUCAUAAUAGCAUCUCUAACAUCUUUCCAAAGGAGUCUAGAUGUCCAGGAAACUUAAUGUUCUGAAGCCACAAAGUGAAUACACAAGUCAACCAUAUAUCAGAAGAUGAAAGAAUAUUUAAAAGUUAGAGUCUGGGACCUUUUCCUCGGUUUAUGCUGUAUAUUUGCCAACCCCAUGCUCAAACUAAAAACUGUAAGUGAUAAUAGCAGUAACUUAAGAUAGAUGUGUUAAACUAAGUGGUCAUAUCAUUUCAGGCAGAAGAGUAUGCAAAGACAGUUAGUGUAGAAAAAUUAAAAUUCAAUUUUACUCAAAUUAGAGUCUAAAUAAUUACUAGUAUUCUCCAGUUGUAUUUGACUCUUGAAUGACAAAUCUAGGGUUGUUCUACACACUAGAAAGACAUACAUUUUGCCAGGCACUCUGAAGAACUUUUUCUCUGCUCCAAUGACGAGUCAUCAAAGGUCUUAACCUCAAGGAUUUGGGAAUAAGUCAAGCUGGGCUGAAUUCUAAACACUUAAGGUACUGGAGGAGUGGGAGUCUCAGUUGUUCUUAGCAUCAUGUUGCACUGUAAGUCUCUCUCCCUGUCUCUGGAUUCUUCUCUCAGUACCAAUAAAUUAAAAAAUAGUUUAUGGAAACUAUUACUCCAAAAGAUUAAUUUGAUAGCAGCUGAGAGCUUCAUAUUUAUGAAGGGAAAACCCCUAUGUUGGUUUAGGAAGCUGCAUAUUGUAUCCUAGAGGGUAGUAUUAGAUAGGGGAGUCCAUGUUCUAUACAUAUCUGUAUGCAUAUUAUACCCUAGAAGGUAGUAUUGUAUAGGGCAGUACAUGCUCUGUACAUAUCUGUACAUCUUACUGACCCCCUCAUUCUGCAACUCUUACACCUCUCUCUUGGUUUUUAGCUGGUUGAACUUAAAAAUCAUCACCUAUCACAGGAAAAGGUUUUUGUUAUUGUAAAAAUAUCAUGAUCAGUGUCUUUUAGUAAUAAAAAUGAGAGACAGAGAAAGGAGUGAUGAUUCAACCCAAGGAUCUUCUUCUAAAUGUCCUCUUUCAAAUGGACUUCUUAAACAGAAAUUUAUGGAGGAAAAGAUAUCUCUUCUCACCAAACUAUGUUCCAACAAAGUUGAAGAAUUGAGUAUAUUUAAUGUCUUAUAUAUAAAUUUACACAUAAAUAAUCAAAUUAUUAAAUAUUAUUUUAUACUGUUUAUGACUUAAAAUACCAUGUAUCUUUUUAUUUGCUUCAUGCUAGAGAAAAAAUGGUGGAAAUUUAAGCCCAGGAAAAUUAAAACUUAUUCUCAGAGCAAUUUCUAUUGAGUUGUAGAGAUGCUGUAGAUACCUAAUUUCUCUCAGUUCUUUCUCUGGCACUAGCCUAAGCAAAAUGAGCAUUUUCACUUCCAGAUCUCUUAUCAUAGUACAAGUUAUAUAUAAGUCAGCUUUUAUUUUGGAGGAGUGAGCCUUCCUACCUUUGAUUUGCAGAUAGUCUGGAACCCAAUUUGCCUAAUGUAGCAACUCUAUGCAUCUUCCCUAACCUCAACUUUCUAAAGAAACACAAGUAUAGCUGUGGGAAUUAAUUCACCAUUUUGAUAUGUAGGUGGCAGAUUAUAGUCAAAAGGAGAACAUUGUGAUCAGAACAACGUCCCUAACUCUGACACUUUGUGGACUUGGGCAGCUUCCUCCUCCCACUUUCCUCUAAGGCUAUGGUUCUGUGAGGUUUAAACUCGAGCACAUAUAAGGAAACUAGAAAAUGUCUAGCACACAGUGAGUGUUCCGAUGGUUUUUGUCCCUUCUACAGCCUAAGAUCCUGGAUUCAAAUAAAGUAUGCUGCACUGCACAAGCUGGCAAGAAAAACCAUUGCACCAACCCCAUGUCAGCAAGAAAAUGGUUUUUCAGUAACAAAGAUAUGUUGAGAAGCAUUAUCACCAAAUAGCUUUUAAAGUAGCGGGUUUUAGAAGCUAAGACCUUUGUGUAUUUUAUGAGUAGUUUGCUUCUUGUGUAUCCCUGCCAUUCCAUGUCUAUGCACCAAUUUUUAAUGGCUUGUGAUAAUCUUUGAAUGUAAGUCCACAGAAAAUUAAUGAAACAUGACUCAUUGUAUAGUUUGCAUAAUGCCACCUUCACACUUCAUUCUAAGUUUCAAAUAGGACAAUCAAAAAUUUCUCUUAAUCCUACAUAACAGCUGAUCUCUAGACACCCAUUGGCCUUAAUUUUAUGCAUAAUGUCCACAUAUAAAUCUAUUUGGAAAAUUACAAUCCUAGUCAAGGCUUCCAGGGUGAUAAAACUAGGAAAGUCUCAGAUUAAUACCAAAAUCACAUAUAUUUAUGGAUGCUCGUACCCACCCCAUUAUCUAUCCAAUAAUUCUUCAAGUUUUAACUUACUCUUUCUGUGCAUAAAAUGAGAAUCUUUUCUCAUCUAUAUGAUGCAAUUGAUAGUUUAUAGGCUUAAGCUGUUUGAAUUCAGUCUUUUAGUCUUUUAAACCUUGAUCCUCCAAGAGUGUGUGACCUAGGCUCAUGAUGUUAAUCAUCGUGCUUGCAAAUAAGAAUUGCUAAUAGCAUUGGAGUCCGACAUAAUUGUUCAUGGAUAUCUUCCCUUUAAAUGAAGCAUUUUUAUUGGGAGCAAUUAUUAACUCUAGUUUAUCACAAAACAAUGCAAAGGAAUAUUUUCUCGUUUUUAAAAAUAUAGUCUUUUAGGUAGACACUUUGUGCCUCUGAUCAUUAGCAUCAUGAAUUGAGUAGGCGUUGGUCAUCACUAACUUUCCUUCUAAAGUGAGGAUAUUCUAAGUUUACUAGCUAUAUGCCAGGUUCCUGGAAAUUCCUACUACUGUGGUUAUCCAGAUUCCUCUGGUCCCUUAGAGUGGAGCCUAAAGUGAGCUUUUUUCCUUUUCUAGGAAGAGGCUACAUCUGGGAUAUCCAUUUGUUGCUAGUAAAUCCAUAGUAAAGCAAUCUCCAUCAUGAAGAAGGAGGAGUCAAGUGCUGCAUGUGACAGCUUGUGUCUCCAUUAACUACGCCCUUCUGAUGAUGAACUGUGGUUGCAUUCAUACAGGACUCCCUAGACAGCUUCCAGCUUACCCUCUACUCUCCCCAGCAUCUCCCUUUACCAAUUACAAAACGCAAACAUUCUAAUUAUGUUGAGGGGACCAUCGCAACUUAUACCCACCUAUCAAAAUUCCCAUGGGCCCUCAUAAUAAUGUGCAAAUAUUAUGUGUGUCUAUUAAAAGCUCUAAAGUUAUAAAACUAUACAACCUUCAUACCUUGAUCAAAAACCUAGAAGUGAUUGAAUUUAAAGAGAAUUCAAGGUAAUAUUCUUGAACUAAGAUGCCUUCCUUGGUAGGCCCUUGGGAAAGUUUUAGGGCUGGUGGAGGUGCUGCUUUUCUGAUACCUGGCCACAGAUUUCUCACAACAUGAAAAGAUACUAGCUCCACCACUCAUUCAGGAGCUCACUCUUCAAGGAGUUGGGUGUCCAGACAGGACUUAGGAGUAAGGUAAAUCACUUUCUUCCUGUGGAGAUGUUAAAAUGGACAUGCAGGGUUUCGCUCAGGUUAAAACCACAUCAAUUAUCAAAGAAGCAACUGCUGUUGGGAAAUAGCCCCACUCUUGUACAGGCACCUGACACUCACAGACUAAGCUACACUAGGACACUAUUUGACAUGUCUCCCUCCACACCAACUGGGUGACAGAUGACUGUCAAAUUGUUCCAUUACCUCCUCCAUAACCUUGCUUCGUCCUCGUUUCUUGCUCUCAUCCUCUGCCACAGGGCCACCAGCAUCCUGACUGACCUGCUUCAUCUGCUCUUGUGGGCCAUCCUUCACAUUCUGGUGAUGAAUCCUAACUCUCACUUCUUAGCAGGCUAGACUGGUGGUUAAACCAUGGCUUCCCAUGGACUAAACUCCUCAGCCUGACGUAAGAGGCCCUUCACAGUCUGACUCUGUGAGAUGGUUCUAGCUUGUCUCCCAUCAUCAUUGUUCAUUCCAAUCUCGUGAGUUUCUGUUUCUGAAGUACACCACAUUGAUGUUAUCAAAUCCCAGUCAUUGGCAUACCGACUUCAUAUUAUUUCCAUGUACCUCUUGUAUUAUUAUUUGCAUAUUGUUUUUGAUUGACUGCAUUUUAACUAAAAUAAAGUCAUUUCAAAUUAAA